Molecule: messenger RNA, 279 nt
Organism: Brettanomyces bruxellensis
Lineage: Eukaryota; Fungi; Ascomycota; Pichiomycetes; Pichiales; Pichiaceae
Exons: 2
Coding region: 1-279 (92 amino acids)
Biological process (GO): 2-oxoglutarate metabolic process
Source: RefSeq, a predicted model, not a curated record
AUGAAGGCAACGUUAGGAGCAUUAACAAAAUACCACCCAAUGAUAAAGUUCAUUGGUGGUCCACAUCCAAUACCCAGAAAUGUGACCUCUACAGUUCAUCCAUGUGCACCUGGAAACUUACUACCAUCCACUGCUUCUGCAACACCUAUUAAUCAAUAUUCAAACUUUGGAAUAUUUCAGUCAAGAAAUAGUCUUUCCAAGAGAUUUAGAUAUCACCAGAUCGACAAUCUUGAAAUAGCAGAUAUUGACAGUGGUGGAGCAGCAAUAUUAAUUCACUGA